Molecule: messenger RNA, 615 nt
Organism: Symbiodinium sp. CCMP2592
Lineage: Eukaryota; Dinophyceae; Suessiales; Symbiodiniaceae
Source: the annotation of a GenBank genome assembly
AUGGCUUUCUCGGAGGAGCUGCGGCAGGCGGCCGGUGAGCAAUGGGACCGGGUGAUUAAUCACCGUUGGACCAAGGAGCUUGCCUCUGGGACUCUGGACUUGAAAGUGAUGAGGCGCUAUCUCAUCCAGGAUCACCGAUUCCUGGAUGCUUUCGUCGUACUGCUCUCGAGCAUGAUUGCGCAUGCAAAGUCCUUAGAGGACCGGAUUCCCGGAUGCCAGUUUCUGGCUCUCAUCACCGGGAAGGAGAACACCUAUUUCGAACGUUGCUUCCAGGAACUCCCGCGAUGUACAGAAGCGGAUCGCUCGAAGAUCCCUGAUGCAGCCUGCACCAGAGGCUUUGACCAGCUCAUGCGGGAUGCAGCAAAGAGCGGAAGCCUUGGGGAAAUGCUGUCAGUCCUCAUUGUCUGUGAGUGGUCCUACUUGUCCUGGUCCAAGAUCGUGGACAAGGACGCGAAACGCGAGAAUUUCGUCCUCUUCGAGUGGAUUGACCUCCACACGUCCCUCGAGGACGUUGUCGCCUACCUGCGAAAGCUGCUCGACGAGGAGGGCCAGCGCCUGGAUGCAGAGGGCCGGGAGCGCUGCAAGGCGUCGGAAUGCAAGACAGAGCCGGUCUAG